GCCGGUUCAGGAGGGUGUUAUAAAACCAGGAAGAGAUCGUCAGAUAGACACGCAUGAUCAUGGACUUCUUCUGUAUUCAAUUGGACACUAUUUUAUAAGUUAUUGAAGUGCACUUUUAUAAAAACGUUACCGUUAACGGUAAUCACCUCCAUUGAGAUUUAAUUUUUGGUAGAAGCUUUUGUAACAUUGCUCAGUAAUCCAUUCACCAAGGUCACAAGUGCCAGUGGAGUGGAUGUAGUGGGAGCUAAACCUUCAUUAGCACAUGCGAUUAUAGUAAAGUUAUAAAGAAAUAUGGCUGGACUUAUAAACUUUGAAGAUGAGAAUGAAGUGAAGCAGUUUUUGGACAAUUUGGGAACGGAGUACAGCUUCCAGUGCUUCAAAGAAAAGGAUCCUGAAGGGUGCCAAAGGCUCUCAGACUACUUGGAAGGUGUGAAGAAAAACUAUGAAUCUGCAGCACAAGUGCUCAAAUAUAACUGUGAGACAAAUGGACAUGGAGAGAGCUGCUAUAAACUGGGGGCUUACCAUGUCACAGGCAAAGGUGGAGUGAAAGAGUGUCUGAAAACAGCAAACUCCUGCUUUUUGCGCUCCUGCAAUGCCAACGGAAAGAAGUCUAUAGAUGCCUGCCAUAACGUUGGUCUGUUAGCCCAUGAUGGACGAGCUAGUGAAGAAGGACCUGACCUGACAGUAGCUCGGGAGUACUAUGAGAAGGCCUGCACUGGUGGCUUCGCUCCUUCCUGCUUUAACCUCAGUGCUUUGUUCAUUGGGGGUAAUUCCAAAGGACUGGUACCGGAUAUGACUAAAGCUUUAAUGUACGCUAACAGGGCUUGUGAGCUGGGACAUGUGUGGGGCUGCGCCAAUGCAAGUCGUAUGUACAAACUCGGGGAUGGGACAGAGAAGGAUGACAAGAAAGCUGAGGAGCUGAAGAAUCGAGCAAGGGAGCUGCAUGGUUUAGAGAAGGAAAGGCAGCUCAAAUUUGGGGAAUGAAUGUGACACUUGAUUAAACUAUCAUUGUUUUGCCUGCACGUCUGGUGUUCAGUCAGGUUGUUUGUGGGGACAAGUGUAUAUGUGUGCAAAAACAAAACCUGUUAAGGGGUUCAAAGGUAGGAGAUGAUGUGUUGUUUAAAAGAAAAGCAUGGUUAAAUGGACGUGUUUGCCUCAGUUACAGUGUUUAGACAGUCAAAUUCAGGGAGCAGUAUUUACUUGACUAUUUGUAUUGGUAGAUUUCAGUCAAAUGUGAAGAUAGUGUAGAGGAAAUAGCAACUAAAUUAUUGUGAUUCAUGUACAGUAGUUGAUUAUUAAUCACGCCUUUUUGAAGGUCUAUGAUUUGGAGUAUGGAAAUGAUUAGACACAUGUUUAUAGGGUGAAAGGGCAGCUCUGUGUCAUCAGCAUCAGAUUGUCAUGUGCCUUUAAACAAUGCUAGGCCUAUGUAUAAAUAUUUAGGUAGUAACAGAUUACAUGUAAUAGGGAUUACUUUAUCCGAUUACAAUAAAUAACUAAGUCAGCCUAGAAUAUAUAAAAAAAGAAGUGUGCAAUUAAAUUAUAGUUACAUUGUCAA
Cottoperca gobio is the source of this 1555-nucleotide messenger RNA. It is a transcript of the gene coa7, whose product is annotated as cytochrome c oxidase assembly factor 7. Gene Ontology annotation, cellular component: mitochondrial intermembrane space. The transcript has 3 exons. The record is from RefSeq and is a predicted model, not a curated record. The coding region runs from base 292 to 984 and encodes 230 amino acids. NCBI's taxonomy places the organism in Eukaryota, Metazoa, Chordata, Actinopteri, Perciformes, Bovichtidae. Gene Ontology annotation, molecular function: protein binding.